Messenger RNA from Nothobranchius furzeri (turquoise killifish), 2906 nucleotides. Lineage: Eukaryota; Metazoa; Chordata; Actinopteri; Cyprinodontiformes; Nothobranchiidae. The record is from RefSeq and is a predicted model, not a curated record.
GUCAUCGCUACAAGGUGAGCGCUCGGUAGCCAUUUUGUUAGCUAGCGUGAGGGUUAAAUAGAUUAGCUUGAGCAUUUGUAGGUAUUUCGUGCGUGAAUUUGCCCCAAACAUCAAUUUACCGAUAUUUUCCUCGUCUUCCGUACACUCGUAAAGCAGAGAAAGUCACGUGUAUUCUUUAUAGCUAAAACCGCGCGAAGUUGUAUGCUCAUUCAUUUUUCCAGCUGCCUUAAGUUUGCUAGCCCAUUAGCUAGCUGGCUAACUUGUUUACGUCGAUGGUUAAAAACGUUAAGCUUUUAUGACUGCCAGUGUUUAAACGGUACGUUCAUUUGUGGAGAAGGUAUAAAAAAAAUUUGUUAGCUUUCGCGUUCCGUUGCGUUUGCUUGUUGUGAAAUAGCGUUUGAAACGGGACCGAUACCUCAAACGAACACAACUUCAGUGUUAAUUGAAUAACUGCUCAUCUGCUAAUACAUUUGGACCAGCCAUGUCAGAACUGUACAUUCGGGUGGCUGAGGAUGAAAACGAGGAGCCCAUGGAGAUCCCCUCGGAAGAUGAUGGGACUGUGUUGUUAUCAUCGGUGGCAGCUCAGUUUCCAGGGGCUUGCGGUCUGCGAUACAGAAACCCAGAGUCACAGUGCAUGAGGGGGGUUCGGCUUGUCGAGGGGGUCCUCCACGCACCCGAGAGCAACUGGGGAAACCUGGUCUAUGUCGUCAAUUAUCCCAAAGAUAAUAAAAGGAAGAUGGACGAAAUAGAUGCUGCCUCAGCUGUGAAAGUCAAAAGGGGCUUUCAGAAGACAUCAGAUCUUAUUGUCCUCGGGUUGCCUUGGAAAACAUCCGAACAGGACCUGAAAGAUUAUUUUAGUACAUUUGGGGAGGUCAUCAUGGUGCAGGUGAAAAGAGAUGCAAAGACUGGGAACUCCAAAGGCUUUGGCUUUGUCCGCUUCACUGACUAUGAGACACAAACUAAAGUUAUUGCUCAAAGACACAUGAUUGAUGGACGAUGGUGUGACUGCAAACUUCCAAAUUCAAAGGCCUAUAUGUACUCUCAGGCAUGUCCCGAUGAGCCCAUGCGGAGCCGUAAAAUCUUUGUUGGUCGCUGCACGGAGGACAUGACAACUGAUGAUCUGAGGCAGUACUUUAUGCAGUACGGUGAAGUCACUGAUGUCUUCAUUCCCAAACCGUUCCGGGCUUUUGCAUUCGUCACAUUUGCUGAUGAUCAGGUUGCCCAGGCUCUGUGUGGAGAAGACUUGAUUAUCAAGGGAGUCAGCGUGCACAUCUCCAACGCUGAGCCCAAACACAACAAUAGUAGGCAAAUGAUGGAUCGAGGGCGGUUUGGGGCUGGUGGGUUCAGUCAGGGUUAUGGCAGUAGUCGUGGUGGGCUAAGCAGUAGUAGUGGAGGGGUUAACUUUGGGGCUCUGGGUCUUAAUCCAGCCAUGGUGGCAGCUGCCCAGGCAGCCUUGCAGAGCAGUUGGGGAAUGAUGGGCAUGCUGGCUAACCAGCAGGGCCUGACCACAACAGCAGCCACAGCCUCUACAACCAGAGAUCAGACCUAUAGCUCUGCCAGCACCAGUUACAGCAGCCCCAGCUCAGCUAGUCUUGGAUGGCCUGCAGGCACUAACACGGCCUCCAGCAGUGGCUUUAGCUCUGGCUUUGGCACAUCUAUGGAUUCUACUAAGUCCUCUAGUUGGGGAAUGUAGGUAGCUACAAAUAGAUCUUUUCUGUUACUCUUAAGUUGGUCUGGUAAGUAUACCUACAUGGAAGAAUGGCUUAUAUCUUCUUUUAAACAAACUAAAACACUUUACUAAAGCAAAGAUUUCUACUUGUGUGACAUAUAGUGUAGUCAUACAUGGGGUGAAUGGAAAGUUUAGUUAGUAGGAUCCGUCACAGUUUUAGUUUGAGAGAGUAUGCAACAGAAAGAUGGCCGUGCAUGCAUUGUAACUGUUUAUAACAUGCACGAGUUUCUGGAGAACCCUCCUACCCACGCUCCCCCAUAUGUAGUUCUAUGUAUUGAAUGCUUUGCUGUAUUUUUUCAUUAGGUUUGUUUUUGUUUGAUCUGUUUUGGAAACUCCUUCAUGAUAGUUUCUUCUGCAGCUCACCACCUCUUUCACAAUUUCCCGGGAGGAAUCGCAUCAUUGGCAGCAAUGUUCGGCAGAUCUCAGUAUCAGUACCCCUCCUCCCAUGUGUAAAUGCAUUAUCAUCCAAGAGCGCAGCUUCACUCUGCUUUACUGUUUUAGACGGUGGGUGGUCUUUGUUUUUUUUGUUCCUUUCUCUCCCCCCUUUUUUAUUUUUUUGGGAUAUAGAAAUCUUGUAUGCUCCUGUCGCUUUUUCAACUCGAUGAGUGGGGUUGGUGUUGGCCCGAGUGAGAGUGAGCGAACGGGAGAGCAAAAUGAAAGAAAGUGUGAGAAGAACUGUGCUGUUUUCCCCCCUCAAAAAGACAUACCUGGCAGAGUUGAGAAGAACCUGUGGCUUUGUGCGAGUGUGAGAGGAAGAAGCAAGUACGAGUGUGUUCACAGUAGCCAUCACAAAGACAUGCCAAGAUCCCUAAGUUCUCCGCUUUCACACACCAUUUUCUAUCAACCUUAAUUCUUUAGAAACCACAGUGAAAUGUCAAGUGCGCUGAAUAUUUGUAACCUUUUGUGGAGCUUUGCUGUCUGACUCGAUGUGGAUGCUGUGUCUGUUUGUGUGCUUCAUUUUCUUCUUGUUACCACCCUCUGUGUGAAAAUGUGACUUUGUGUUAGUGAAGUCUGUGUGGGGGAGAGGAAACAAAGUAUUUACGUUUGGAAGAUGCUGUGGUGAAUGUUUGAAAAGUUCCCGUUGAACGUUUGUGUUUGAAGUGGUUACGAGUGCAUUUUUCUAUGUUUUGUGAAUCCAAGGGAAGUCUGAAAUAAAACGUAAUUUGACUAGAUAUUA